AUAGGAGCGGCUUCAGGAUAUUUGCAUCGCCGCAUCAGCAUUCUGGUUCGACGCUGGGGGCCCUCUGUUCGUCCCUGGGGAGACAAGAGAUAGAAAUGGAUUCAAUUUGCCGAGCGUAGAACAAGGUGCAUGUGCAAUGAAGGGGAACAUCCAACAUUUUAGGCCCUGGAAAAUAGUCCAAAAUAAGCGCUCAAGGAGCGGGGAAUUAAAGCGGGAGGCAGCAUGAUCGGCGGAUAAGAUGAAGAAAAAUGAGUGAUGGCGAUUGUUCGUCUGAAGGGUUCUAAGGCAAUGUUCAGUUCGGAUACCUAACUGCGCUCCUAUUUUCACUAGUGCUGCAAGUCACUUCAAGAUCUUGCAAUUGGAGAGUAACUUAGCCUGAGCUGGAACCUUGGAAAUAUUGGCAACCACUCAGAAAUGACAUGACAUACGCUGCGUACGUGCAUAUACUCCGCGAUCUUUCUUCAGCAGCAACCGGGGAACGGUUCACCAGCUUCUUCUCCUGGAGUCCUGGUACGAUCCUGGGACCUGGAAAGCAAUGAGCAGCCUUUGUGACUUGUCAUUUCUCGUACCCCGACAGCUCCACCGCCCCGGCAGCCAGCCACAUUUGGCCUGCGCAGUGGCAAGAGGUUCCUGUACAUCUACAUGGGUGGGCUGUAUAGACUGUAUGAGUAAAUGAUCUACUCUUCAAGCGAUGUACUCGGCUACUGCCGCUCCAAUAUAUAUCUGCAGAACCGUCUCGUUGCCACACUGCGAGCGAAAUUGAGAUAUCAUUUGGAAUCAUAUCCGCGAGUUGGGCCUGAGGCCGACUAGGAGUCCCAAGCCGAAACACACGCGCUAACAACUUGUCGACGACACCUCGAGCAUAUUUGAGGCGCAAAGGUUAUUGGAAUUCGGUGCUCGCUGAUUCACGCCCUGACCUGACAUCAAAUUUGGCAUGCGGAUGGGCCCUGCCCGUUGGUGACUACUCGCAUAUUUAUGCCGCUAGAGUUGCUGCGGGACAAAGUAAUAGACCCAUUAAUAUUAUUAUUGUCUUCUCCCUCACCUCCGACCAUUUUGGCGCAUUUCCUGAACCACCAGACUAUUAGCCCGUUGGGGAGACGUUUGUGCAUCAUGAUGGGCAUCUCCCCUCGAGCCGCCGCUCGAGGCUUGCUGAUGGGACUAUUGAUUCGUUCUUACUUGUUAAUCCCAGUUUCUGCAGCACCAACCCUGGGCAAGAGGCCUAUCCUAUCCCCAGGCAUUGAUUUCUACGAAUCCCCAGCAUCGGUUUUUUCAGAUAACUUCGAGACAUGUUGUUUUUCCUCCUUCUCUUUGCGAAACGCCAUACUGUGUUUUCCCCUGAAUUGGUGUCUCCCUCCCACUAAAGCUCUUCUGUCGUCGCAGGUGUGCUUUUUUUUUGCGUCAGAAAUAUACGUCGUGCUUCCCACGUCCCAUUUAAGCGCUGCCAAAUGGGGUGGGGAGGGAGGAGUAAAAGAAGGAUAGUCAUCCACGGAUAUGUGUGCGGCACCGCACCGUGCAUGUAUUAGACACCUCAUACUCAUAUGCACUGCAUUUGGAUGGCGCACAGCAGUGCCAACAGAUGAACCCUGGCGGACUGGGACCUCCCAGAAGAUCGUCCCACCCAAAAGGAAAAAAAAAAAAGAAAGAAAAAGCAAAACGAGAUCAUCGGUCGAUUGAUCUAAGAUCGAUUUCAUCCCAUUAUUAUUCUGGUUCCAGAACACCAGUGGUACGACCCUGGUCUAAGCAAAUGGAUACCUGUUUUAAUCUUUAAUUCUUGUGAGGAUUUGGUCGGAACCUGCUGACUUCAUGAUCACUUCCCUUCCUGACGUCCGGCUACUGGUCGCUGCUGUUGCCAAACUUCUCUGGAGGGUGGAUUUGAGGGGUUGAAGCUUUUAUAUCCGUCAAAUCACAGACCAGGAAACUCUAACAAUCAGGGCAAGCCCCGACUCAGUCGAUUUACUUCCGUAUCUGCUAAGGUCUCUUGGCCGAUAACAGCAGUUCUUUGUCUUGGUUCUAACCUAAGGAAAAAGCAAAGAAACAGGCGAGCAUCAGCCAUAUCACCCACACUCUGGUCAAGGCUCAAAAUAGACUGACAGAUUCCAAUCUCGCUCGGGAGGACUAGCUUUUCAAAGUUGAUCAAGAUGGUUUUGUCAAAGUGCCUCUUUCAGCACCGCCUGGAAACUUGUGGAUAGGCGUGUUUUCUCUUUUUCUUUUCUUUUUAUUCUGAUGUUCAGCGAGAACUCCUUCCCCUUUGGCUCUUGCAUAACCAAUGACAGGCCACAUACUUGCCAGUGGUAUGGGCACUCCUCAUUCGUCCUCACCUCCGUUCCUGUCAGGCAUCGGGAACUGGUAACGCUGCAAAAAGCCUCCGCACGUAAUGGAAUUGUGAGGAUUAUGUCAAUGUGGCUGCAAAAACGGAUUCCCCCGAAUGAUAUGUGUUUGUGCAUCCAUCACGGGAACUAGAGUUGGAGAGGGUUGCCUUAUUUUUCGAAUAAUAUUUAGCUGCCUUUCAUUUGACGAUAAACGCACUGUGGCUGCUGCCAACCAUCCCGCCAUUCCCACCGAAUAGCCUUAUUUUGUAGUGGGUAUUGAAAUAUCCUGAUCUUGAAAGGGUUGGCUACCUGCAAUCCGCAAAAACACCGAAGACAGAACCCCUCCUUAGAAAGGAUCAUCUUUCGAGAGUACCGAUCUUUGAGCCCUUUUUUAUACAUUCCGUGGGGUAGCUCCGUCCUUCUGCGGCCAUUUCCUCACGUUUUGACAGACAUUUGCUUGUAUACCCUAUCCGUACUCGCUGACGUUUCGAAACAGCCAGCCUUGGCCACAGUGUAUCUCCCGUCAUACGAUUUUCUUUUAUGUGUUGCAUUGCCCUUCUCUUGAUUCUACUCUCUCCGCCUGGGACUCUCCUAUUGCGCUGCUAGCUCCGACCUGCUCUGCUUGUUCAUGAAAGCGUCUUAACCUCCCCGCCCCAGUUCUUCCCUCUGGAGUCACGGAUGGAAGGGCGCCAGCGUCGGAAACCGCAACACAUAUACUUAAGACCGUCCGAUAUUACUAUUUCGGAGCAAAUAUCGUGCAUUUUCUUUGCGACCGCUUGGAACUUCAUUCAUUGGGCUUGUUCUCGGGCCCAACAACUAGCAAACCGCCACCCACAGAGAAAAGUAUUUAGUAUAUAUAUGCGAUCAGAUUUGGGAUUCUUAGCUUCCGAAGGAUAAUCAUGCCGAUUUCACCAAGGCAACGAGAUGGCCGGAGGAAUUCUCGGUCAACGGAUGAAGAAUAUGUCGUAUUUCUCCAAGGUAUUCCGCCUCAAUGUCGAUGGCAGGAACUGAAAGAUCUUGUUCGCCAAACUGCUUUGCAUAUACGGCAGGCUGUAGUUUACGAUGAUAGCCACGGCCAUCCAACUGGGCUUGGUCAAAUAAUAGUUAAAAAUGAAGACGAAGCGUGGCGCACUUAUAACAGGCUGUCAACGAACGGAUGGAAUGGUAAUAGUUUGACUGUAACGCUUUCGCUCGCAAGUGCGCCGACCGAACCCAUUGCUGGCCCGACCAAGAGUCUACCAGUAAGCCGAAUACCAUAUGCUGGGGGUGGAUACUCGAGUCCUCCAAGAUGCGCACCGCUUGUCUCCUCCCCGACGAGCACUAUGCCCCCUGAGAACUUCCCGGCCCCCCAGCCUUACGCUACCUCAUUAGACUAUACACACUUCACCACUCCUGUAAACCUACACGCCCAGCAUCAGCAUCCCCUCGUCCCCCUUGUGACGGACCCGCUAGCCUACCACUUUCCAUUAAUUUACCCAAGCGAUGUUCAUUUCCCAAUGCAAACGACAAUUCUGGGUCAGCAAUUCGAACACUCACCAGCUACAAUCCACCGAUACUCCACAUCAUUGUGCAUCCAGCCCCUUUACGAACUUCAUAGUGCCAAUAUGCCUCGCCUAACUAACAACAAUAACAACAUUCGCAUGUUCCGCGAUGAUUCAGGUGUGCAUUCAUGCAGCAUUUUCAUCCAAAAUCUUACUAUCGACACCACCUGUCAGAAUUUGAAGGACCAUCUCCGUACGGCUGGUAUCGUGGAGCGAUGCGAUGUUCGUGAAGAUCGUAAAGGGGGAGGUCGCUACCCAAGAGCCUAUGCAAUUGCUACUUUUCGAACCAAGGAAGAGGCGCGGAGAGCUGUCACCCUACUUGACAAUUCGUAUUUCAAAGGGUCCAGAAUUCGAAUUCGAUUUGACCGAGAUUGUGGAGGAAGCAGGAGUGGUAGUGGUAAUUGGGUCGAUAUCAAUGGCCAUGGUGCGGUAUUUACACCAUAUCGAAUUGCUAGAAACAAAAAUUUCAAUGAGAAUGGAAAUGGAAAUGGUGGAAGUAGGAUGGAAACUGGGACGGCCGUCGGCAACGGGAAUGGCGUGAAGGCGGUGACAGCAGCGCCAAUAUCGACAGAUCUGAAGUCACCCACGGACUCGACCGACCUUUCUCCCAGAUCUAGUCAAGAUGGUUCCCCAAAGAGAAGCGAACCGCUGGUAGUCAAUGGGUCAAGGGUUGGAUUGAAAGCUGGACGAGCUAGCGGCGAGACGGUUGGCUCUGAAGGUAUGUCUUGCCUGCUUCUUAUGCUGCCUCCUUUCAAUCUAUUCCCCGGGAUUGAAUCCCAACCCUAUCCGUCACCCUCGAUUCUACAUCCGAAAAGUUAUUUAUCAUAUGCUAAUGCCCAUAUUUAAUCUAUCGUUGCACAUCCAGCUGACCUUUCCCGGAGAAUCCAGGAGAUUCGGCUGUAAAACGAGCCAGUUAAAUUUAUGAGAACAGGCGAUGAUCGACGUACCCACCACUGCUUUUGUCCUGUGAAGGACAUCAUCGAUGAGAAAUACACGAACUCCCUGAGAGAGAUCAUUCACUCGCUUGCAUACGGUUUUAGCAAAACCAUCUAUUUCUGAAAGAAGGGGGAACACGGGUUGAGGGUGAUUCAAUCAGCGCAGACAGGGGAGCAGGUCAGUUGGGAUGCGAGGAGAAGGUAAUCAACUGAUCGCGGAAUAUGGCAAAAUUCUAAUCUACAUUAUGAACACGAUAUGCCCUAGGAUGAGAUCUACUUGGACGAUCUUUCACUCUUAUUCAUUUAUCUUCCAUUUAAUGAACUCGCUUCGUCUCUAGGAUGGAAUAUAGGGGUUUAUUACUUUUUUUGCUUUCUUUUCUUCUUUUCCCAUCUUCACUUAUCAUCUUCUGCUUUUAUGAUUCAUCUAUUCCCCCAUUUUUUUUCAGUUCUGCAAUUCUAUUAUUUGUUCUAUUCUCUGAUAUCAUUUUCCCCUUAGUUUACAUCUAAGGAUAACAAGCACAAACCCUGAAUUUGCCAACCUGCCAUAGUCAGCCAUAGCAGCGCAAGCCAUUCAAAAUACCCCAACGCCCAUUUCAGAAACCAUUUAACCCUCCGUUGUUGUGUUUAGUAGCAUAAUUUAUACAUUUAACUUAGGAUAUCCACAAACCGACUUCCCUGUUUCAUCCUCAA
Messenger RNA from Blastomyces gilchristii SLH14081, 5475 nucleotides. RefSeq names its product RNA binding protein. Gene Ontology annotation, cellular component: cytoplasm; nucleus; ribonucleoprotein complex. The transcript has 6 exons. The record is from RefSeq and is a predicted model, not a curated record. Bases 3209 to 4696 code for a protein of 495 amino acids. Gene Ontology annotation, molecular function: mRNA binding. Lineage: Eukaryota; Fungi; Ascomycota; Eurotiomycetes; Onygenales; Ajellomycetaceae.